Candida dubliniensis CD36 is the source of this 717-nucleotide messenger RNA. RefSeq lists its product as uncharacterized. Bases 1 to 717 code for a protein of 238 amino acids. Gene Ontology annotation, biological process: DNA replication; DNA damage response. Lineage: Eukaryota; Fungi; Ascomycota; Pichiomycetes; Serinales; Debaryomycetaceae. The record is from RefSeq and is a predicted model, not a curated record. Gene Ontology annotation, molecular function: double-stranded DNA binding; zinc ion binding. The transcript has a single exon. Gene Ontology annotation, cellular component: nucleus.
AUGGCAAAGGCAGAGUUUGGAACAGCGAAAUAUCAAUCUAAAAAGCUACGAGCAGCAGGAUUACAAAAAUUGAAGUUUUAUUGCCAAUUAUGCUCGAAACAGUGUCGAGAUUCCAAUGGAUUCAAAAACCAUCUAUCUUCACCACUGCAUAUAAAGAAGGUAUCUGAAAUACACGAAUCUGGUGAUAGCUCCAAACUAAUAGAAACGUACUCUAACAAAUUUGAAGAUGAGUUUAUCAAGUUGCUCCGAAUAAAUCAUGGGACUAAAUUUAUCAAUGCCAAUAAGUUCUACCAAGAAUAUAUCCGUGAGCGAGAUCAUAUUCAUAUGAAUUCCACUAAAUGGAGGAGCCUAACUUCAUUCAUAAAACAUUUGGGUAAAAAUGGAAUUGUGAAGGUACAAACUAGUGAUGAGAACAAUGAAGAAGAGGAGGGGUUCAAUUUAGAAAUUAAAUUGGUUGAUCGCAUGCAGACAUUGAACUCGUAUCAAACCAAUAGUAACAUCAGUGUCUUGGAAGACAAUGACGAAAUGAACGAUGACAAACUAUUACAAAAACAGAUUAAACGAGGUCAGGAAAUGGAGAGAGACAAAGACACCGAGAAGCCAACUUUACAACAACAAGUCCCUAUUUCUGGACCAGUGAAGCUUACACUCAAAAAGAAAAAGGUUUGCGCCACUAAAAAAUUGGUGAAUGCUUUCGAUGACAGUGAAAGUGAGUAA